Meloidogyne enterolobii is the source of this 365-nucleotide messenger RNA. The record is from the annotation of a GenBank genome assembly. NCBI's taxonomy places the organism in Eukaryota, Metazoa, Nematoda, Chromadorea, Rhabditida, Meloidogynidae.
UUUCAUUGGGAGGACUACAAUUUGUUGGAACUUCAGGUCAGAAUCUUAACGACUUGGCACGGUUAACAUCGCCUUCAAGUGAAUUGGAAAAAAUGGAAAGAACAUUAAAUAUGAGUAAUUUAUUUCCAACAGUUCCCGAUACUCUUUCUGGUUUUCCAUUUUCUACUCGAGACCCUCUAAUUCUUGAACAAUUGCCUCAUGUCUAUUUUUGUGGAAAUCAACAAAAGUUUGGACAAAAAUUAAUUGAAUAUGACGAUGGGAAAAGAUGCCUUAUAUUUACCAUUCCACGAUUUUGUGAAACUUUUGAAGUUGCUCUAUUGAAUCUUAGAACUUUAAAAGUUAAGUCAUAUUGCUUCAAAACUUGA